AAAAGUCAUGCCCCACGUGGUACACAUGUGAUACAUUUAAACGAUCAAAAUGUCGGACAGCGAGGAAAGCGUACAAACAAUGCCGGUACAUGCAAAACGACAAAGAGUGUCGCUGAUCAGGCAUAAUGAAGAUUCAGGAGACGACACAGAUGACGUGUCAAGCACUGUGAGUACCCUCCAAGAUGACUCCCUGUGUGACACACCCUCCAGCAUUGCCUCACGCUCAAAGGCAAAAAAGAAAACUAAACCCAAGCCAAAGUUUAAAUGCUCCAACUGGGUUAAGGAGGAUCACAAGAAACCGCUGUUUGGAGUCUUGUUCAACACAUUUGCUGUGGAUCCACUGUUGUUUAUCACUGUUGGACACAACAGGGUGAGCGUGUACGAGUGUUUGUCAGAUGGCAAGAUCAAGUUGCUGCAGGCCUACGCUGACCCAUGUCCUGAUGAGAACUACUACUGCGGUGCAUGGACGUUUGAUGAUGAAAGUGGCCAGUCUCUGAUCGCGGCAGCUGGACUCCGGGGCAUCAUUCGGAUCAUCAGUCCCGUCACCCAAACCUGUGUAAAGCAUUUCGUUGGCCACGGUGCAGCUGUCAAUGAGUUGAAGGUCCAUCCUAAUGACCACAACAUGCUGCUGUCCGUCUCCAGGGACAACACAAUGAGACUGUGGAACAUCAAGAUGUCCUACUGCGUGGUGAUAUUCGGUGGAGUGGACGGUCACAGAGAUGAAGUACUCAGUGCUGAUUUCAACAUUGAUGGCAGGAAGCUGAUCUCGUGCGGCAUGGACCACUCUCUGAGGAUGUGGCGCGUGGAUACAGAUGUCAUACAGCAGGCUAUCAGGGACUCCUACACAUACAAUGCCAUCAAAGAGAAAGCGCCAUUUCCAACAUACGGUGAGAACUUUCCAGACUUCUCUACACGAGAUAUCCACAGGAACUAUGUAGACUGUGUAAGAUGGCUGGGGGAUUUUGUUCUGUCCAAGUCGUGUGAGAACUGCAUCAUCCUGUGGAAGGCAGGGAGCCUGGAGGAGAGGUCGUGGCGUGUGAAGGAAGGGAGGGUGAGCAUGCUACAUCGCUUUGACUACAGGGACUGUGACAUCUGGUACAUGCGCUUCUCACUUGACGCUCAACAAAAGAUGAUGGCGCUGGGCAAUCAAGUAGGCCGAGUGUUCGUCUGGGACAUUGAUGUGGAGGAUCCCGUGUUAGCCAAGUGUUCAGUUCUGACUCACAACAAAUGCUACUCGGCAGUGCGGCAGACGUGUUUCUCUCCAGACGGUGAGACCCUUCUAGCAGUGUGUGAUGAUGGAACAAUAUGGCGCUGGGAUAAACUUUGAGACGAUGGUUGUGAUUGCAAAAUGUUGUGUUUUGAUGAAGUUUGAGACCAUGAUUGUGAUGGCACAAUUUUGUGUUUGAAGAAACUGGGGACCAUCUAGUAUGAUCAUGGCACAAUUUUGGAUUGCCCCAUACUUUGAUACCACCUUAGUGCUUUGAUGGUUACUGCAGAAAUGUGUGAAAAAUUGCUUAUGAAUGUGAACUAUUGCUUAUUCCUUCAAUUGCUUAGUGGUUGGAAAAAGCAUUUGAUAAAUAAAAUACUAGUUAAACAAUUUGUAUUAAAACAGUCAGUGGUUGAAACAUUUGCCUAUUAUAAGAAUUUGUAUGUCCCCCACCACUAUAGUGUGGGACAUAUUGUUUUUGCCCUGUCUGUUGGUUGGUUGGUUGGUUGGUUGGUUGGUUGGUUUGUUUGCCCAAACUUUAACAUUUUGCCAUAACUUUUGCAAUAUUGAAGAUAGCAACUUCAUAUUUGGCAUGCAUGUGUAUCUCAUAGAGCUGCACAUUUUGAGUGGUGAACGGUCAAGGUCAUUCUUCAAAGUUAAAGGUAAAAAAAAACAACAAGGGAAGUAAAAAGCUUUAAAGGGAGAUAAUUAACUCAACCUGCCAAAUGAUACAAAAAUUUUAAUAAAUCAAAGCGGCACAGAAGAGGACAUAGUGUUUCUGACAAACACAUUUCUUGUUAGAGCAUUUUUUUUAUUUUAUGGGCUACAAGUCAUGUAUUAAAAAAAAAGAAGACAUAUUUUCCUCGCUGCCAUGUUUGAAAUUUCAUCUUUCAAUUGAAACAAGUAAUGUGCAAUCUUAAAUAAAAGCAACUGCGAGGCUUCAUAGUCAUGUUUAUGUCCUCAGCAUCUGCAAAUGCCUUGAGGCGUACACUGUUUGGCCUUGCCUAUUUGCCAACUGUCCAUCCUUACAUGGUUAACACAUAAUAACAAAUUUGGUAAAACAUCAAUAAUGCUUCCUACAAAGCUUAAAUACUGACCUUGGUGUUGUCAUUGCACACUAUUUACACACCCACAUCACCUCUACCUCCUUUUGACCUUGAUAUGACCUCCUGUUGAACAGAAGGUACAAAUUCUUGUUUAACCCAAACUGAUUCUUCCUGUAAAGCUUUGAAAGGUGCAUACAUGAUAUCUCUGUUCUCUUUCUGCACACCUAAUCACCUGACUUCAACUUACCUAAACAUUGACCUCUUUUUGGUCUACACUUAUUCACACAAUGUUUAGUGAACCCAAAAUGAAAUGCGUUUUUUCUAACAUCAAAACCCCCUCGUAAAAAGAUUUGAUACAUGCAUCGAUGUUAUCUGUGAACACUGUCAACACAUCCACAUUACCUGACCUUAUUUUGGCCUUUAUAUUGACAUAAUUUUGGACUUAUUAAUUGAGAAGGGAAAUCUUCUUAGUUAAUACAAAUUGACAGUUAGUUUAACAACAGUUCUUCUUACUAAAAAGCUUAGAUUCUCUCAUUCAACACUCAAACCACCCACAUCACCCAGUGUAAUGUUAAAAGUGACACAGAUUGCCUUUUGGACUUAGGCAUAUUUAAAUGGGCCAAUGGAUCAAUAAUGACAAUGCUAAUGACAUCUGCAGGUAUUGACCUCGGUAUCUUGUUCAUUUCACAAAUGUUUUAGCAUUAAGUACUUUAUGUUGUUCAUAAUAAAUGGAAGUAAAGCUA
Dreissena polymorpha is the source of this 2996-nucleotide messenger RNA. Its product is annotated as polycomb protein EED-like. Bases 50 to 1327 code for a protein of 425 amino acids. Gene Ontology annotation, molecular function: protein binding; nucleosome binding. Gene Ontology annotation, biological process: negative regulation of transcription by RNA polymerase II. The record is from RefSeq and is a predicted model, not a curated record. The transcript has 12 exons. Gene Ontology annotation, cellular component: ESC/E(Z) complex. Lineage: Eukaryota; Metazoa; Mollusca; Bivalvia; Myida; Dreissenidae.